AAACCUUUAGGAAACCACACAUAUAAAUAAGAUCUAAACCACACAUAUAAAUAAGAAGCCAAGAACUCAAUAUACUCUUCAUCACAACUUCAAAAGUCAUCAUCAAGAACUCUCAACAAAACUCAUAACAAUUUCCCAACACAUCAAAACUAUGGAUAACAACUUCCCAUUUCCACCACCACCUUCCUCUGAUCAAAGCUACAUCAUAGUAAUACUCGUUUUCUCGACGUUCGGUUGCAUCUUACUUGGCCUAGCUAUUCUUGCUUUUUGCACAUACUUCUUGAAGAAAAAGAAGAAGAGUAUAAUGCUAGUUGAAGAAAAAGAAGUGAAACACAUUGAUGAUCAUGUUAAAAUAAAGGAAGCAAUUGUUGAAGGACCUCAUGGGAAACUUGAGACAAUAGUACUCUCAGUAGAAGAAGAUUUGCAUGAACAAGAUGACAUUAUAAGGACAAAGAAAGAGUUGGAAGAAGUUCAUCAUCAUAACUUCAUACAUGCUAAUAAUAAAUCUUCAGAAAUUACACCUUUUGCUCUUGAAGCUGCCCAUAGACAAACUUAAUUAAGCAUCAAUUCAUGAUUUUUAUUUCAUUUUAAAAAAAAAAUAAAAAAAAUGACAAGAAUGAGAGUUACUAUUGUAUAAAGUUAAUUAUAAUUUUUUUUUGAUGUUUUAAUUUCUUUGAAGUCACAACUUCUCACAUACCAUUCAAUUCUUCUGUUUUUCUUUAUCAUGACUUAGGCAAUCUUCACUUCUUGAGUUAACUGUUUCUCUUGAGUUAGACUCAAGAUCUAUUUUACAUGGUAUCAGUCAUCCUAUUGAUCACUUUAAAUCUAAAGGUCAGCCUAGUAAAGUUUUGGAAUAAAGAAUUCCCAAUGACUAGUAUACUCUUCAGGCACUUAGCUACACUCAUGUGACACCCUUCGCCGAUAAAUUAUAUCGUAUAUACAAGUAAAUAGUGAAUAAAGUAGUUAAAUAACAUAUUCUGACACAACAAUAUGAUGUAGCUCAAUGAUCUCGAGCGCC
Molecule: messenger RNA, 1018 nt
Organism: Solanum lycopersicum (tomato)
Lineage: Eukaryota; Viridiplantae; Streptophyta; Magnoliopsida; Solanales; Solanaceae
Product: protein TRACHEARY ELEMENT DIFFERENTIATION-RELATED 6
Biological process (GO): plant-type secondary cell wall biogenesis
Source: RefSeq, a predicted model, not a curated record